Molecule: messenger RNA, 2658 nt
Organism: Colletes gigas
Lineage: Eukaryota; Metazoa; Arthropoda; Insecta; Hymenoptera; Colletidae
Product: GATA-binding factor C-like
Exons: 8
Coding region: 1-2106 (701 amino acids)
Biological process (GO): negative regulation of transcription by RNA polymerase II; positive regulation of transcription by RNA polymerase II; cell fate commitment
Molecular function (GO): RNA polymerase II cis-regulatory region sequence-specific DNA binding; zinc ion binding; DNA-binding transcription factor activity, RNA polymerase II-specific
Source: RefSeq, a predicted model, not a curated record
AUGGACAUGAGCAGCGAGUCGAGCGCGGCUAGGUGGUACGAACCCCCUAGGUCCACGUUAGAGCCACCAUCGGGGGGUGCGGGGGUCGCUGGGGUUGUUGGCAACCCGACCGACUAUAGGGGCUACUACCCCCACGCUGGACCCACCGCGCACCACCCCGCCGCCGCUGCACACUACGCUCACACAAGGAUGUCGAGCAGCGGCGUGACGAGCGGUCCUGUGAGCCAGGUCUGUCGGCCGCACUUUCACAGUUCGGUGCUGCACCCGUGGCUCUCGGGCAGCGGGGCGGACACGUCGAAGACGCCCUGGGGAUUCCCGACGUCGACGGGCUCCGGUGGCGCGGUCAGCGAGGACAAACCGCAGAGUCCGCUCGGUUCGUCGCUGCCGCCGACCACCGGGAGCCUGUCGGGUCACGGCGGAGCCGGUACCAGUCACCAUCUCUUCUCCUUCCCGCCGACGCCGCCGAAGGACGCGACACCGGACAGCAUCACCGCCAGCACCACGUCCAGUACGAAUAACAACAACAACAGCAGCGCCAACAACAACAACAACAACACCAGCAAUCCUCUGUCCGGUCUAGGAGCCGGUGCGAGCAGCGAGUACCAAGCGGCGGUUGCCCACGCAGCGGUGAUGGGAGCCUUCAUGCACCAUCAGGACGCCCUGGGUGCAUCCGGUGCUAGUUCCUGCGACGUGAAGCCCAGCGUGAUGCUGGGUCAUCAUCACGGCGCCCCGUCCCCGCCCCAUCAGCAGCACAACGGGACGACGAAUCCGGGGAACGGAGGGAACGGGAACGGAGGGAACGGGACCGGUCAGGUGAAACAGCGCGAAGGUAAUAACCAAUCGGGCAGCGUGUCCGGCAGCCAACAGGCGAGCACCACGCAACAGCAACAACAGCAGCAGCAACAACAACAGCAACAAGAGGCCGCGUAUCAGGGGAACAGCGUGGCGGGCGGCGGCGGGGGCGGUGGCGGUGGUGCGAGCUCACCGUCGUGCAGGGACAGUUACGCGGCCGCUGCCGCCGCCGCCGCAGCCGCGGCCGCGGCUGCCUCGAACACCCACCAUGCCACUUCCGGAUCCCAGUACGACCCGGCAACCAGCGCGUAUAACAUGUACCAGCACCUGCAGUAUCCUAGUACCAACCACCACCAUCACCAUCACCAUCAUCACGGCGCCUCCUCGUCGUCUUCUUCGUCUUCGUCCCACAAUCCGCACAACGGGACCGCCGCGGUUUCCGGUAUAUUCGGGCAUCACGCCGGUGCCGCGGCAGGAAACGCGACCGGCGUGGCCGGCGUUAACGUCGAUUCGAAGUUGUUGGUCGGUCACGCGCACGCAAACACGCCGAGCUCGCCGUCCGCGCAGCAGCAGCAGCAGCAAAAGCCCAGGAACAAGUCGAGGACGUCCGCCGAGGGUCGCGAGUGCGUGAAUUGCGGCGCGACGUCGACGCCGCUCUGGAGACGAGACGGCACCGGACACUACCUCUGCAACGCUUGCGGGCUUUAUUACAAGAUGAACGGCCAGAAUCGACCCCUCAUCAAACCGAAACGACGGCUGUCGAUCCAAAGUGCGGCGAGGCGGGCGGGCACCAGCUGUGCCAACUGCAAGACCGCGACCACCACGCUAUGGCGGCGGAAUCAGGCCGGGGAGCCAGUCUGCAACGCGUGCGGCCUCUACUACAAGCUCCACAAUGUGAACCGGCCGCUGACCAUGAAGAAGGAGGGCAUUCAGACGAGGAACAGGAAGCUCUCGUCGAAGAGCAAGAAGAAGAAGGCCGGAGGCUGCUUAGGCCUCGGCGGUGUUAUGGGCGAUAUGAUCAAGGCCAGUGGUCAUCUCGAUCUCGAUAACAAGCCCUUCCAUUCUGGAUUCGGAUCACCAAUGGGUACGUCGCAGCAUCAUCACACGAUGCAUCCGGCGAUGCAGCAUUACAUGUAUCACACGGGUGUCGGCGUGGCCGGAGGUCUUCAUCAAGGAUUUGCACCACCGGCGCCUCCCCCCAUCCACCCGCACUCGCAUUCGCAUUCCCAUUCCCAUCACAUGACGAGUCUUCAGGGUCUCCAACUGGCCGCCACGACGAAUGCAAUGACCGGUUGGCGAUCGGAGUACACAUGAAUCGCGAGUGAUCAGCAGCUCAGGACGCAGCCCACCACUCUCGUUCUAACGUAAUGAAGUCAAGCUCCUCCCUUUCUCUCCCCGCGCGAAACGAGAGACGUUCGAGGGCAGGAAGUCGAACAAAAAAAAAAAAGAAAAAAGAAAAAAGAAAUUACGAUUCUCCGUUCUGUCUUUAAUUCUCUACCCACUUUCUUCCCCCUUCUCAUCUCCUGGUUCUUGCGGUCUCGCGUCGCUGUAAAUAUGUAAAGUUUUAUCGUAGGGCCAUCGAGCCCAGGCCCCAAGUACAAACGAAGUCAGCUAACUUGUAUCGAGUCUUAUUAUACGCGGUGUACAUAAAAACACUAUAAUGGUAAAAUGCAAGAAUUUAUAUGCCACGUGCGUGGAUGCGUGGUCGAGACGCGAGGGAGGGGGCGCGCGGGAGGCGUCCGUCCCUCGACCCCCGAUUUUCGUCGCGAAAUACCCUCGUUUUGUUUCAUUUUUCCCCCCGAUCGAGGGGGAGGCCUCGAAGACGAUUCUUUCAGGGCGACAUUUCGCGAAAUUUCGAAUCGACCA